AUUGUGUCGUCUGUUAACUGCAUCGAAAUGUCGAUACCGUUCCGUGUAAUCGUUUGUUGCAUUUUGUAUUCGUCUCUGGUGAACAGUGCACGAAUAUUGGCCGUCUUCUCGAAUCCAUCGUACAGUCACCACCAAGUCUUUAAAAGGUUAAUUGACGCUUUGCUCGAUAAUGGUCACGAAAUUGUCGUCAUUACCGCAUGUCCAGCAUACCCUAAAGAAACACCAACAAACCUCACUCAGAUCGACGUACAGGAUAUAUCACUCAAAAUAUGGACGGAAGAAAUGUCAAAAACAAUAGAAGCGACCGAAAACAAUUUCCUCGAGUUGGUAAGUGAAACGUUGAAGUUGUUCGUGAAACUAAGUGAGAAGCAAUUCCAAACAGACCAAGUGUUGAAAGUAAUUGAGGAUAAAAAUAACAAAUUUGACUUGAUAGUGACUGAAUCGUUGAUGAAAAUGAAUUUGAUGAUAUCGGAUAUGUACAAGUUGCCAGUGAUUGAGAUCAAUUCAUUUGGACCUGUGUACGCCGAUAUAGAUAACAUGGGAUCUCCGGUACAACCACUCCUAUAUCCUCAAACUAUGAGAAAGCGACUUGCAAAUCUUACGUUCUUUGAAGAAAUAACAGAAUUAUACGCAGAUAUUUAUAUGCAAAGGUUACUCUUUAAUCAGUUAUAUGCAGACUCGAAUAAAGCAAUGAAAAACACAUUGUUCAAGUCAGCGCCUGGUGUAGAAAUCUUACAGGACAAUGUGCAUUUGUUAUAUAUGAACACCCAUCCUGUUUGGGACGCUAUCCGACCAGUGCCGCUUUCUGUGAUUUAUACAUAUGGGAUACAUCAGAAACCGCAGAAGGAACUUCCCAAGGAUCUGUCAUCAUACAUGAACGCCUCAGUCAAUGGAGUCGUAUACGUAUCAUUUGGUACAACAGCAAACAAAUGCCAGUAUUCAACAAAAGUACAGACACUGCUCAGUGCGUUCUCACGGCUACCGUACGAUGUCCUCUUCAAGUGGCACGAGGAUGAGCUGCCUGGGAAGCCAGAUAACGUAAAAAUAUCUCAAUGGUUUCCACAGGCGGAUCUUUUGAAACAUCCCAAAGUGAAGGUGUUUAUAACGCAGUGUGGCAUACAAUCAACCGAUGAGGCGAUCGAUGCAGGCGUACCUCUAAUUGGAGUACCUUUAAUUUGGGACCAGUGGGCGAACGCUGAAAGAUAUAUUAUACAUGGAAUUGGAGUCAAACUUGAUAUAAAAGAUAUAACUGAGCAACAGAUAGUGAACGCUGUGAAUACUGUUGUUACAGACAACAGCUACCGUACUAAUAUGAUAAAACUUCGGACACUACUGAUGGACUCGCCGCAGCGUCCGUCUGAGCGAGUGGUCCGCUGGACACAGUACAUGUUGAGACAUGGCGGGGCACGACACCUGCGCGCGCCCGCCGCCAACAUGUCCCAUGCUGAAUUCUUCGAAAUAGAACUAUUCCUAAUCAUAUUCCUCUUUAGUACUAUAUUUCUUCUCUAUUUCUAUAUUCUAUCUAUAAAAUAUAUAAAACCAUCUUUCGAUUUCACUCUCAAUUGGUUGAAAACUAAAAUUAUAAACAGUACUGAAAUGUCUAAAAAAUUCGCCAAUCGUCCUUUGAGAUCCAGAAUAAAUCGCAUAAAUAUUCAACGUUCUUGA
This is a messenger RNA of Achroia grisella, 1665 nucleotides long. Its product is annotated as UDP-glucosyltransferase 2-like. Lineage: Eukaryota; Metazoa; Arthropoda; Insecta; Lepidoptera; Pyralidae. Gene Ontology annotation, molecular function: UDP-glycosyltransferase activity. The coding region runs from base 28 to 1665 and encodes 545 amino acids. The record is from RefSeq and is a predicted model, not a curated record. The transcript has 6 exons.